This is a messenger RNA of Carica papaya (papaya), 1358 nucleotides long. RefSeq names its product BRI1 kinase inhibitor 1 (gene BKI1). The record is from RefSeq and is a predicted model, not a curated record. Gene Ontology annotation, cellular component: plasma membrane. Gene Ontology annotation, molecular function: kinase inhibitor activity. NCBI's taxonomy places the organism in Eukaryota, Viridiplantae, Streptophyta, Magnoliopsida, Brassicales, Caricaceae.
CAAAACAAGAAAUAUAUGUGUGUGUGUGUUGGGCUUUUGUAAAUUUGAAUAGCUGUUGCAUUGGGUUCAUGGAUUGGACAGAGGACCCACACCAACCUUUACCAUAUACUGCUAAAUAUAUCAUCUCAUAUUGCCAUGCCCACCACACCCUUUUCUCUCUUUCAACCACAGUCACUCACAACCUCUUCAAACUUUUCAAAAUAAUAUUUUUUCCAAAACCCAAUUCUCAAUUCUCUCUCUCUCUCUCUCUCUAUCCCUUUAGGCCUUAUCCUCAUUCUUCCAGAUCUUAACUAUUUUACUGGUUUUCAACUAUGGACACCCACGAAAAACGCAGAGACAAACAGCGCGAAGAAGGUGAUGAAGAAGCUAAAUUACCCUCCGCCUCUUCUUCUCCUUCCCAUGAAUUCUCCUUCACCAUCUCACUUCACCCUUCUGCAGAUAAAACCAAGUUAUCCCUGCAACCUUCUCAGUUCGCCAUAGAUUUAUCUCCUGCAGAUGACAUUUUCUUCCACGGUCACCUUCUUCCUCUCCACCUUCUCGCUCACCUUCCUCUCUCUCCUCGUUCCUCUACCAAUUCCACGGACAGUUUUACUCUCCCCAUCAUCAAAGACGAUACUCAAAGACCUAACAACACCAACCUCGAAUCCACAAACUCCGUUGAUAAAACAAAUAAGCUACCUGAAACUACCCUGGAGGAAUCAACAAGCAAGCCCAGGUCUAAUUUCUCUUUUUUGUUCCGGCUGACCAGAUGGAGAAAAGGGUUGGAAGGUAAACAAGAGGAAGAGAAGGAGAAGCAGGGGAAGAAGAAGAAGUUAAGAUUAGAAUUAAGUGAUGUGAUAAAGAGGUACGUGAGAAUGGUUCGGCCAUUGUUGUUCUUCAAAAGGAGAGAGAAAGUGCAGCUGCGCAGGCAGCAGGCUUACUCGUUUUCAGGCAAUCUGAGUAAUUCAAGAAACAAGGCAGAGUUGAGGGGAAGAAGAGGAGAAUAUAACUCUGCACCCGCAUCCAUGAGAACAUCUCCUUCAAACAGCGGUCUUCUUCUUGCAACCACAAGUAUUACUUCUUCUUCUUCUUCCUCCGACAGCACCAUGGAAGAGUUGCAGGCUGCAAUUCAAGCUGCAAUUGCUCAUUGCAAAAACUCCAUUGCUGUAGAAGAUAAACUAAAAUAAUCACAUUAUACACAUAUAUAUAUAUAUAUAUAUUAUACACACUUGGUCUCUUUCUUCUUCUUCUUCUUCUUCUUCUUCAUGUUGAGCUUCUUUUAACGGUCGUUCCAAUUAUUAUUUCUUUUUGCAGUGUAUAAAAAUGGAACAUAUAUAAACAAGUAUUCUAUCAGUCUUUCAAGACUCAAUUAGAAUUAG